CCCCCAUUCCUCCUCCUCCAAACCCAUUUUCCGAGAAAACAGGGAAAGAGAAAAGGAACUCCCGCAUUGAAUCAGAGAAAAGAUGGCGAAGUUGCCGGAGCAAGAACAUCCAGAGGCGGCACUUGGCUGGGCUGCGAGAGACGCCUCCGGCCUUCUCUCUCCCUUCAAGUUCUCCCGCAGGGCGACUGGAGAGAAAGACGUUAAGUUCAAAGUGUUGUUCUGCGGGAUCUGCCACACCGACCUCCACAGCUUGAGGAAUGACUGGGGAUUCUCUACUUAUCCUCUUGUUCCUGGGCACGAGAUCGUGGGUGAGGUCCUGGAGGUCGGAAGCAAGGUGGAGAAGUUCAAGGUGGGAGACAAAGUGGGAGUUGGUUGCAUGGUCGGAUCGUGCGGCUCCUGCGACAGCUGCCACGACCAUCUCGAGAAUUACUGCCCCAAAAUGAUACUGACCUAUGGCUCCAAAUACCAUGACGGGACGAUGACCUACGGUGGAUACUCCAACAUGAUGGUGGUGGAUGAGCACUUCGCCAUCAAAUUCCCGCAGAACAUGCCUCUCGAUGCCGGCGCACCUCUGCUUUGUGCCGGGAUCACUGUCUACAGCCCGAUGAGGUUCUACGGGCUUGACCGCCCAGGGGACCACUUGGGCGUGGUGGGUCUUGGUGGACUGGGCCAUGUAGCUGUGAAAUUCGCAAAGGCGAUGGGGCUUAAGGUGACCGUGAUCAGCUCCUCCCCCGGCAAGAGGGAGGAAGCGCUCCAGCAUCUUGGCGCCGAUGCGUUCCUUGUUAGCAGCGACGUCAGUCAAGUUCAGGCUGCGACAGGAACAAUGGCUGGUAUAAUUGACACGGUUUCAGCAGUGCACCCGAUAUUGCCCUUGAUUGGUUUGCUAAAAAAUAACGGGAAACUUGUCCUCGUCGGCGCUCCCAAUCGGCCUCUUGAGUUGCCCGUCAUCCCCUUGAUCGCCAUUUUAGGGAGGAAGACUGUGACUGGGAGCAGCAUCGGUGGAGUGAAAGAAACUCAGGAGAUGAUUGAUUUUGCCGCAAAGCACAACAUAACUGCUGAUAUCGAGGUCAUUCCGAUCAAUUAUUUGAACACAGCAAUGGACCGCCUUGCCAAGGCCGAUGUCAAGUAUCGGUUUGUGAUAGACAUCGGCAACACCUUAAAAGAAGCUUGAGGUUCCCGGAGGCUCUGAUUAGGUUGCCUAUGAUGAUGUCGAGUAAAAACUUUGAUGUUCAAAUAAACUUCGACCAUCAGAUUUUCAGGUUG
This is a messenger RNA of Rhodamnia argentea, 1263 nucleotides long. Its product is annotated as probable mannitol dehydrogenase. The record is from RefSeq and is a predicted model, not a curated record. Gene Ontology annotation, biological process: lignin biosynthetic process. Lineage: Eukaryota; Viridiplantae; Streptophyta; Magnoliopsida; Myrtales; Myrtaceae. Gene Ontology annotation, molecular function: zinc ion binding; cinnamyl-alcohol dehydrogenase activity. The transcript is spliced from 5 exons. Bases 83 to 1171 code for a protein of 362 amino acids.